AUGGCCGAGCUGACAAAUGACCGGAGAACGAGAACAUCAAAAGUCGCAAAUACAUGUAAAACGGCUGCUGGGUUACUCACCACUGCGAACAUAGCUGAGUUUUGCUGCUUUUGCAAAUCAAACAGUCAUUUAACGGAAAAUUGCAAAACGACGUUAUCGCUUGCAGAGAAGAAGACAAUUUUGAAAAGCAUGGGGUAUUGCUUUAAAUGCACCAAAAAGGGACACAAUGCUAAGCGAUGCUUCAAUAAACGUGUAAAGUGUUCUCUUUGUGGAAGUAAUCAUGCUACGUCUAUGCACGACCCAACAUACCGACCUAAAGCUAAAAAUACAACAACAGUAGCACCUUCAACAACAACGGUAGCACCUGCAACAAACCCUUGUGGCUCAACAACAACAUUGUAUGCAUCAGCUUUACUGCAAACAGAAGAGGUACUUCUUCGAACGGCUACUAUUAUAGCUUCGAGUAAUUCAAGUUCUGUGCCAGUACGAAUAAUUCUAGAUGGUGGCUCGCAGCGUACGUUUGUCAAAGAAAACAUUGUAACGAAACUACAACUCGACACACAUGAUACCGUUAAGCUACGUAUUUUACCAUUUGGAGAUUCGAAUAACUCUGAGCCAAAGCUCUUUAAACGCGUUCGAAUUAAACUACGUAGUUUACAUUCAGACGAGGCGAACGAAAUCCUGGCUAUAGUCGUGCCAGAAAUUUGCUCUACUGCAUUCCAGUAUGUUCGUAGCACAGAAUUGGACAUCCUUGGCCUUAAGUUAGCGGAUACUUCAUAUUUAAAUGAAACGGAAUUCGAAAUCGGAAUGUUAAUAGGGGCCGAUAUUUACUGGUCCAUAGUAAAAGACGACUUCAAAAGAAUAACCGACAACCUUGUCGCCAUUGACACCAUUUUCGGAUGGACACUACAAGGACCUAUAUCGACCCAAGGCACGUCAGUAACAUCUACGAAUCUCAAUGUUGGUGUAAUUGAGGACAACUCACUUGAAUCUUUAGUUGAUCGGAUUGAACGAUUAUGGGUUGUUGACGAUAUUACAUCAAAUCAUCAUAAGCUUCAAGUGGAUGAUAUUAUCGAAAAACACAUUCGGAAAAAUGGCACGCGAUAUGAAGCAUCAUUGCUAUGGAGAAACGACGAAUGCACUAUUGAUAACAACCGCGGUGGCGCUCUCAAAGGACUUCGACGUUCAUUGGUGAAGCUUAGUGAGGAUCCGGAAAAGUUAAGGCAAUACGAUGAAAUCAUACGGGAGAUGAUUUCAAGUGGUGUUGCAGAAAUUUGCGAUGAAGCAGAAAAAACCAACGAACGGACUUAUUUUAUGCCACAUCGACCGGUGUAUCGGGAGGAAAGAGAGACCACAAAAGCGCGUAUUGUGUUUAACGCAUCAGCACGAUCUGGUGGUAACCCCUCCUUAAACGACUUAUUGUGGUCAGGACCAAACCUUUUACCAGACAUAUUAAAAAUGAUUUUGAACUUCAGGCUUGGCAAACAUGGAAUUAGGGCCGAUAUCGAACGAGCUUUCUUGCAGAUAGAGCUGGCACAAAAGGAUCGAAAAGUACAUCGUUUUUUCUGGAUUUUAUCCUUGGAUGAUUUGCUUUCAAUAAUCAUUCUUCAAAUGAAUAGGGUAACCUUCGGAGUCACCUGCAGUCCGUUUCAUCUGAUUGGAGCAUUGUUGAAACAUUUGGAGGAUGAAUCAAUCAAUUUUCCUGAAACCUGUGAACUACUAAAAGAAUCGUUUUAUGUGGAUGACCUAAUCGUAAGUGUUGACGAUUUUGAAGACGCUGUAAAAUUGUUCAACGAAACACGUGAAAUAUUUUCCAGAGCAUCGAUGAACAUACGUAAAUGGAAGUCGAACAACGAGAAACUAAGGCAAAUUUUCGAUACAAAUGAAAGCAACAAUAUUUCAAAACACAAGGUGUUAGGACUCAUAUGGUUUAUGGAAAUUGAUACCCUUGCAGUGGAUCUGGAAAAGCUUAGUCAACAGAUAUCUUUCGAUGUAGUAACGAGACGAACCAUUCUUCAAACGUUAGCAUCUGUUUAUGACCCUUUGGGAAUGUUAUCACCAUUUGUCAUAAAAAUGAAGCUCAUUUUCCAAGAGGCUUGGAAACAAAGUUUGGCAUGGGAUGAAAUUUUACCGGCAUCAAUGCUGCACGAAUGGAAGAAAAGCGUAUCCGAAAUACAUUUACUACGAGCCCUUACGAUUUCUCCCUAUGUAUUCGAUUCACCACAUCAAGUUGAGAAGCAGCUACAUAUUUUCGCGGACGCGAGUCCAAAAGCUUACGGAUCUGUUGCAUACAUCAGAAGUAGAAAUUUGGAUGAAACCAUUCGCAUUUCGUUUUUAUAUGCAAAAAGUCGACUUGCGGCUAUUCGUGACAAACCCAUAACACUACCCAAAAUGGAACUAUGUGCUGAUCUGGAAGCCGCAAGGAUGCGCUGCUAUCUUGUUGAAAAAUUAAGAGUGAAAUUCGAUUCAAUAUAUUUAUGGACCGAUUCAAAAAUUACUUUAUACUGGAUUCAUAGCAGUAAAUUCCAGAAAGAUGUAUUCGUUUACAACCGAGUUCAAGAAAUUCAGCAACUAACCGCUAACGACAACUGGAAUCAUUGCCCAGGAUCAAUCAAUCCCGCAGAUCUAUUGACUCGGGGUGUUUCUGCACAAACUCUACUGAGUUGCGAGACCUGGCUUAACGGACCGUCUUGGUUAUACAACGACAUUAGUGAGUGGCCCAUAUCCGACCAAGAUUUCGAAACUCCGAUGACCGCAGUUGAUUUUUGCCUUUUAACUAUUCCUCAGUCGACCACUCAAUCUGACUGUGCAGUACCUGAUAAUCCAAUACAAAUUGAACGAUUCAGCAAAUACCGGAGGCUUCUUCGUGUUACAGCUUAUGUGCUUAGAUACGUUGACCUGCUUCGAAAGAGAGUAGGUUUCAAAGAGCACCUGACUGCGGAUGAACUACGGAGAGCAGAACUGUUCUGGAUAAAAAGGGUUCAAUUUGAAGUUUUCAAAGAAGAAGUAAAUGCUCUUAGCAACCGGCAAUUGGUUCCUAAGUGUUCGAAGAUUUUGUCAUUAAACCCCUUUGUCGACAAUGACGGAAUUUUACGUGUAGGCAGCCGCCUAGGUGAAUUGGAGUUGGAAUUUGAUGAAAUGUAUCCAGUUAUUUUAUCGAAGAGCUCACACUUAACGUCUCUUAUCAUUAUCGAAGCUCAUGAAAAAACAUUUCAUCGUGGAACGAAUUUUAGGCUUGUUUAUCUGCGAAAACGAUUUUGGGUGAUCAAAGCUCGCCAAGCGGUCAAGACUAUAAUUCAUCGUUGUUUACUCUGCAAACGUAUGAAAGGAAAGGCAGGAAACCAACCAUUCGCACCUCUGCCUAAGAACCGAUUGUUAGCCUCGCGCCCUUUUGAAAUAGUGGGUAUCGACUUCGCAGGCCCAUUAUUUGUUCGCAGUUCUUCCAAUGAGAGCAACCGGAAGGCUUACGUAUUGCUUAUCACUUGUGCGGUCGUACGAGCCGUGCAUUUAGAAUUGACGCCAGAUCUGACCACAGAGUCUUGUGUGCUAGCAUUACGGCGAUUCUUUGCCAGACGAGGUGUACCAAACGUUAUAUAUUCGGACAAUGCAAAAACUUUUAAAAGAACGACAUUGGAGUUUCAACAGUUGAGGACGACGAUACAAUCUGAAACUUUCCACAACUAUUUAGCAGAAAACAACGUUAAAUGGCGUUUCAUUGUGGAAAGAGCUGCCUGGUGGGGCGGUUUUUGGGAGAGAUUGGUACGAAGCGUUAAAGACGUUCUAAAAGUAGCGAUUCAGCGAUCUACGUUAACUUUUGACCAGCUAUAUACUUACUUAACUGAAGCGGAAUUCGUGAUUAACGCUCGACCACUUACCUAUGUUAGUGACAACGAACGCGACCUCUCUCCUUUAACGCCUGCUCAUUUUUUGCUCGGUACUUUUCCUUCAAGCUUAACAACAGCUUCGUUUCAAGAAGCCGACAAAAACAUUCGAGCUAAGUGGAAGGCACGAUUUCGCUUCGCAGAUUCAUUUUUUAAACGAUUUCGGACGGAAUAUGUUCAAUUACUUCGGUCAGCGCAUCAUGGGCCUACAAAAUUCACACGUGAAUUGAAAGUCGGCGAUGUUGUGAUAGUACACGACGCUUCUAUUCCACGGCUUUUUUGGAAGCUGGCGACCAUUGAAAGGGUAUUUGUCGGCCGAGACAACCGAAUCAGUUCAUGCGAGCUACGUCUUCAUAAUGGAGUUCUCUUGAAGAGAUCAAUUCAGCAUUUAUUUCCAUUAGAAGUAAAUUAA
This is a messenger RNA of Hermetia illucens (black soldier fly), 4293 nucleotides long. RefSeq lists its product as uncharacterized. Gene Ontology annotation, biological process: DNA integration. NCBI's taxonomy places the organism in Eukaryota, Metazoa, Arthropoda, Insecta, Diptera, Stratiomyidae. The record is from RefSeq and is a predicted model, not a curated record. The transcript has a single exon. The coding region runs from base 1 to 4293 and encodes 1430 amino acids. Gene Ontology annotation, molecular function: zinc ion binding; nucleic acid binding.